AUGGUUUUCCCCUCGAAUUUUCACACCUCGAUCAUCCUUCCUUUUGUCUACAUAGAAAACCCUAGCUCCGACUCCUCUUCCUAUACUAAGAUUCUCCAACACCACCGCCUGGCGCAGUUUCCCCCGAAGCAGCUAAAGCAGAACCCUUCCAUGGCAGCAAAAUCCGUUGCUCCGACUGUAAGAGACCUCCCACCGGAGGUCUUUGGGACGGAGACUCCGCCAGAAAAGCCCCGGGGUCAGGUUCUCCCAUCCAGAUGUUCAGCAUAUGGCGAUGCUGGAGCUCCGACCCUCUUGAGCAUAAUGCAGAAACUAUCCAAGGGAGACGAACUUGAAAGCUCGCAUGAUUGGUGUAAUGCUUGCACAAAAUUCUAUGUCCAAAAGGGCAUUGGCUAUCUAAUUGAUGAGGACUCAAUUGAGGAAUAUGAAAAGGUGGCAAAGGAAAAGAGGAAGGAGAAAUUGGAGCAACAGGAAGGAAUGGAGUUAAAUUUUCUCAGCAAACUUGGUCAUGUCCAAAAGAUUGAGACUCUGAAUGGCAUUGCUGACAUGAAGAAUGAGCUCAGGUCCUUCAUGGUAUGGGUUCUAUGUUCCGAAUUUCCUGUUUUUAUAUGUGAUUCUGUCUAUAAUUCUGAAUUCUUAUUUUAAAGGGGCUACUAUAGG
This is a messenger RNA of Magnolia sinica, 657 nucleotides long. RefSeq lists its product as uncharacterized. The record is from RefSeq and is a predicted model, not a curated record. NCBI's taxonomy places the organism in Eukaryota, Viridiplantae, Streptophyta, Magnoliopsida, Magnoliales, Magnoliaceae. Gene Ontology annotation, cellular component: cytoplasm. The coding region runs from base 1 to 642 and encodes 213 amino acids. The transcript is spliced from 2 exons. Gene Ontology annotation, molecular function: ubiquitin protein ligase activity; zinc ion binding.